UGUGGGAAACUCCCAAGUUUCCCCCCCCUCCUCUGCCUGCCUCCCUCCCUCCUCUCUGCGCAAGAGCCAGCUCCCAAGGUGUGACUCGUCCGGCCGGAGGACAGAGAUUGAAAAAAAGGAUAAAUUGAUCCCAAACCAGAGGAGCAGAGUCCUGGGAGUGACUGUGUGCAGCCUCAGCCCUGGAUUUAUGUAGGACUUGUGCUGACAGAGCAGUAUGGAUGCUCUCUGGAAGCACAGGAAAAGGUGCUGUAUCAUGUCCAGGUAGGACACUGCCAGUGUGACAAGCAUCCCAAAACAACUGGUCCCAGGCCUUGAGCUCGGGUGGCUCCUCUGCUUCCUGCAGCAGCCAGGCAAGGGAGAAGAGCUGGGAUAGCUCCGCACAUCCACUUGCUGCUCACAGCACCCCUAGGAUGGAUUCCAAAGGCAACGUCCGAAGUGGAAGCAAACCCGAUGCCAAGGCCGCCAGCUCCGGGAAGCCAGAAAAGCCCAACCCUGGUCCUGCCACAAAUGCAGACAAGAAGGAGGCCCCCAAAGAGCAGCCUGCUCCUGCCACAGCCACCAAGAAGGCAGGCGGUGACGCCGCUGUCGCCAACAACCACAGCAACCUGAAACCCAGCCCCGCCGCCACAGAGAUGCAGGAGGCCAGUGGCCAGUCCCCUGACUCUGACCACAAGGGAAACAGCUCCGAGGAGUCACCGGGCAGCUUCUUCGACAACAUGAAGCCCUUGAUCAUCGUCGGAGGAGUGGCGGUGGCUGCGCUGGCUGUGGUUGUGGGAGUGGCAUUCCUAGCCCGGAAAAAAUGAAGACCAAGACAGGGUGGGGAUGAGAAACCCAGCCCAGCUGUACAGCUCCUUUUGAGACAAAUGCAUGCAGAGAAAUUCUAUACAUAGCUAUAUAUAUAGAGAGUGAGCUAGAUAGGUCAACAACAAACACCAACUGCAACUCCAGGGUCUUGUUCAAGACAACUGUGCCAGUCUGACCCGCUGUGGGUAACUCCAUGCACUCAGUGUGUUCUUUCAUGUAAUAUAUCUUGGCUUAUACCACCGUGUAUAGAUUACAGCUUCUCCUGAUCGGUGUAAAUGACGGUGUCCCCUCCCCUCCACUGCUGUCCUUCCUGGGAGACACCCCCCCCUUCCCCCUUGCAGUCCCGUUUUCAAGUCCAAAGUGUUCUACGUCCCAUCUGGAGUCCCCACUUUGUGUUUUGGUUUCUGUUUGGUUCUGUUUUAACUUGGGCUGUGGUAAAGAAGAUGGAAGGGAAGUGCUAAGGCUCAGCUCGUGUGUUGCGCUGGGCUGGGGAUGUUUGUCCUGCCACCCUGGGACAAGGGAAGUGCAGGGGCAGUGGCAGGGAAGAGGCAACUCCCUGACCCAACAGCCACGGGCAAUCCCUAUUCGGUGUCUGUGUACCUGCUGCUCACCGUCCCACCUUGGAACAUCCGCCUGGGAAGUGCCCCGGGGGAACCAGGGCGGCUGCAGGCAGAGACUGCAGCGUGGCAGAGCCGAGUGUGAGCCUGGGAUGUCACAUCUGGUCACUCCUCUGGCUGAGCUGCCAGCAGAACAGUGACCAGAGGGGCUGUGCUGUGGCCUGGAGAAGUCCCAUUGCAGUCUUCAGGAUCCCAGGGCUCGCCAGGGUCACGUGGGCAGUGUUUGGGAUAGAGAGACUUUGUUUUGGAUCUAGUAUUUCCUAAAGCUAGGCUGGGCUUUGCAGGGUGCUGUGGCCUCAGUCCAAGCUCCCUCGAGGUUGGCUGGAGUAUUUGUCUUCAUUCUUUUGGGCUUUGGAUAAGGAUUUUCACCGAAUUUUUUUCCCCAACUGAAGGCUGUGGUCUCUCAGCACAUGGGAAGACAGGAAAAGGGGAGACAGGAGCUGGUCUUAGGGGCAGAGAGGACCUGGGACCCCAUGACAGUAACACUGUCCUACCUGCUUUAUACCAGGGAAACCCCUUUCAAGGGCACUGGAGUCUGUCCUGGGUGGAUUUCUUACCUCCCUCUUGUGACAGUAGUAGCAGGGAUUUGUAACUCGUCCACGCUUUGGAAAUGGAAACAAAUUCCCAGCCCUCAGGAGCAGCCUGAUUUCAUGGGUGAGUACCUUGGCUCUAAAGCCAGACCUUGUGAGGGGGAGGAGAGAGGGUGUUUAGUGCCUUUGUUCGAUGCUCAGCACUAAACAGCAAGAGGUGAGGAGAUCUGGCUCUGAAAGCUUCCAUUAGGCUUCUCUUGGCUGCUGCAAAGAGUGUUAUAAAAACCCCUUACAUUUUGGGUUUAAGUUGGAUCAGAGAUUAGGCGAGGUCCAACAGGAGCUUGGCAGUGGCCACAGCCCAUGGGCAGGGGCAGGAGUGAUGAUUAGAGAGAGGCUGUGACACAGAGGGGUGAGUUCUGUUACAGAGCCCGUUGUGCACCUUUGGCUGAGAUGGAUGGGGGAACUCAGGGGCUGCAGGGAUAGAAGGAGGUGUGCAUUCCUCAGGUGCUGCCUCUGGCACAGUCCCUGGACAGGAUGGUGGGGGGGUGGUAUAACCUGACCAUAACCUGACCGGGCAAUUCUCUUGGGUCAUAUCUGUCUUACUUACCUCCAAAUCUGACUUGCUGAAUGCACAUGGUCUUGGAAUGCAUGACUAUUCCUAUGGUGGGCUCAGAAAAUAUUCCCGAAGGUGCAUGGCCUCUGGGAAUAUCAGAUGCCAUGUCCUGGUGCAGCAGGAGGUUGAUACCUCCACUUUUGCCAGCACAGAGACAAGGGUGGGUGUGUCGGGCUCACAGGAGUUUUGGGAAACAGGGCUACAGCUCCAGGUGAGAUCCUGGUAGCCUAAAGCACUCUUGGCAUGAACUGUGGAUGUGUCUACCAGCAGCAGUGUGUCACUUACAGCCUGGGGAAGAGUUAGAAGCAGAAGGGUCCUCUUCUCCCCUCAGAUCUCUGAAGCACAACUUUGCAGGGAAAUUUUCACAGGAAGUUUAGCUUACAUUGCUCAGAAGGAAAGGAAAUCACCCCCUCCUGCUCCGGUUCACGUUUUGCCAAGUAGGGUGGUGAUUUCAGACAGUGACGUCUGUUUUCAAGAGAUAUUUCUACCUUUCCUGUCCCCUCCCUCCCUCUCAGCUCUGGCCUAGGAUUGUUUUUAGCAGUGUGUGACAUUAGGCACAGCAUCUAUCUAUUCUGCCCUGACCAGCAUAGAUAGAUCGAGGGAGGAAAAUGAAGCACUUGCUUUACUCGAGUCUCCAGUUUUACUUUCUAAAAUGUUUUUUAUUUCCUUGUCUUCACCUUUGGCAACAGAAGAGGGGAAAAACAGUUCUCAGCCAAUGGCCUUAACCUUUUCUCCAUCUCCAAACCCUGCCUGCCCUUAGAGCACUCGGAUGCAAGGCCACCAGUUUCAUCCAGAAACACCACAGAGGUGGCGAUGGGGCUGCGGCUCCUCAUCUGGGCAUGUCACUCAUUCGAGCCCUCCCUGCACAGCAAACCUGGUAUGUCCUGUUUGAAAGGGAUUUUUGAACGUAGUGUGUCCAGUUCCCAAGGGAUUUUCCACUUCCUAUGUUCACUUAACAGUCUGCUGUCCAGGUUCAGCACCUGGAACCCACCUCUUUGGCAGUUUGGUUUGGAAAACACCUGUCUCUGUGUGUGUGUGUGUGUGUGUGUGUGUGCACCGCCCUGCCUUGAAGCACAUCCUGCGUGUGUGUGUGUACAAACCUUUGUGUCGUAUAUUGCAGUCUGGCGGGGGAGAGAAUCCAAGCUGGAGAUGCCCCUUCCUUUGUUCCCUGCAUUCACGCCAAGUGUCUGUGAUGUCUUCUCUGUGCCAUUCCCACCACGCCAUGCAGCUCCUGAAUUCCUUUCCGCUCCUGGUUUCUCCUCAGUGCAAGGAAUGUCUGGCUGGUGAAGUUCUGAGUGUGUGGUGUGCCCGUCGUGCUCAGAGCCCCGAGCCCCUGCUCCCCUCCCUGGAUAGUCAUGUGGGCUCUUUGCUUUAAAAUGAGGCACUUUUAGAGUAUCCUGGACUGUGCUGUAGCGCUUUUCCAAGUGUGAGUCUAGUGUUGAGCCGGGCAGAUCCAGUGUAGAUGCCACAGCGUGCCGCAGCCCUGACUUGCAAACACCUCCUUUCCUGCCUUACUGUGCCAGGCUGUGCAGUGCUUUCGUUCUGAGCCAAAAAUGUCCAGCGAGCACCAGGCCGAGGGAGCAAAUCCCCCUCUCUCAGCCCCAAAUCUGUCGAAGCAGAAGGCUUAAAUGACUGAACUCGCUGUGCUAAAUAAAUAGUUGUCUUUUCUCAUACUGAGCACACGCCGUUAUUUGCUUGAUGUCCUUCUUUGUGUGGUUUUUGUGGUAUGAAGUCCUUCCAGUGACAUCUCUGUGGGGAGAGUGAAUUAACGCUUAAAACUAAUCAGAGUCUGUGCUUGGGGUUUGAAGAGAUCUAGAUUGCUAGUUUACUCUUUUGAUCAAGUCGAUAAAUUAUAAAUUGGCAAAACUGGUUUCAGACCUUUCAGCCUAUCACCAAAACUCUCGAUUCAAUCACUGCACCCGAUCUCAAUCUCUUUUUAGGGAAUCAUAAAUUUUAGUUGAAUAUAAAGAUGUCAUUAUGCUGUCUUGGACAACUCAGUAGAAGGUUUUUUGCUGCUUCUAUUUUAAGAGAGAUGAAAUGGAUUAUGCUUCUGCUUCCUCUUCCUAUUUAUUUAAUACCCUGUGGAUAAGUCCUGUUAUUCCUCACAGUGCUGCAGCAGGAUGCAAACAAAUCUGGCAGCCAGGGGAUAAUGCAGCAGCAUUUUUGAGAGGGUAAGAAUGCAUUCCUGCAGGUGCUGUUCGCCUGGGGCUCACUUAAAGCACUCAACAGUCACUUGCCCUGAAGCAUUUCUUAGAUCCCUUGGGCUGGGUGAUAAAUUAAACAUCCAUUUGUGUCUCUGAAAGAUUAAAGUUUAAGGGUUGAUCCAUAGAACACUGAAAACAAGGGUAAUUUUUCCAUUGGCUUCACCAUGCUCUGGCCUUUGAGUUCUUGUUGGCACCAGGGAUAUGAUCACAGGUCAUCAUAAAAUCAUCUCAAUUACACAUUUAUUUCUAAAUUGACACAAACGUUCCUUAGGCUGAGUGCAAGGAAAGUCUUUUCUCUGAGGCAGCCCUGCUUAUACUGGCAUCAGGAUUUGUGUAUGAACAACAACCAAAAACCCCUGGAGCUGGUGAGAGAUGAUUUAUGCCUUAAAAUAUUCCCUGCUUUUCCUGGAAACGCUACUGGGGUUUAGAAUUCAGCAGCCUUCUAACUAUUCUUAGAAUUGGUUGAAAAUAACAGUGCUGAAGAUUGAAGAGGAAAAUGAUUUUUCGAGAAACAAACCAAAAAAGGAAGGCAAUGAAAAAAAGUGUUUGAAAGGUGAAAUUCUCGGAAUUGCAAUCAGCUUCAUGGAAAGCUUCAAGUCAGUGAAGAUUCUGAGAGGGUGCAAGGAACAAAGCAGAGAAGUGCAGAGAAAAAGCACUAUUUAAUUAUCUUAAUAGCUUUGGUAAGGAUGCUAACUUUUAUAUCCUAACCCCCUCACUUUUUUUUUCUCAGAAAAAGGCAAAAAUGACCAGCUCUGAUGCCGUGCAAAUUAACCUCUGCUAAUUGCCUUUUCCAGAUGAAUUCCUGCUGGCUCUGUGCAAUGUUAAAAGGUUAGAAAAAUACCUGAAGUUUUCUAUCACCAACUCUGCAUGAUUAAGGGGAAUUGCCAGGACAUUAAGAGGGGCUGUGUUCUCUUUUCCCGUGCUUUGCCAUGACAAGGACUGAAAAUGCAGCCUGCUCACACUUCCAUCCUCCUGGGCCAUGCCUUCAUGCUGGAGCAGGAAUGCUGAUUUCCUUCCAAGACCGUUGCACCUUGCUAUGGUGUCAUUCCCUUCACCACAAAGCCAGGAGAGGUCCAUAGGGGCAGGCAGCAGCAUCACGUUCAUGAGCUGGCUGCAGUUCUGCUGCACAGGUUGGGCACUUCCCGCCAUGAAGAGGAAUUGGCUUUGAUCUGGAGCAUAACAAUUCUGUACUCCAGUAAAUUCUCACUGCGGGAUGUUGGAAUCGGAAAUAUUUCCUGGUAUUUUACACUGGAGGUAUUUGGUCCUUUACUCUUUUGGAGAGAAAUCUGCUGGUGCUGAGGAUCUGCUGGCGCAUUUUGGGUCUUAUGAAUGACACUUGCCCAACAGCCCCAAAAAGCCAUGGAGCCUGUGCCCCCAUCCAGCAACCCUCGGGGGGUUUAAUCCACUGAAUAAAGUGGGUUUAUGAUGGCUUUUUCCUCUUCUUUUUGAGACAUCAGUUCAGCCCUGUGACCUGCUUUCCUUUUAAAUUCCCUGAUUCCUGGGAUGUCUGUUCACACAUCUUCAGCUGCUACAAACGAUGGGGCUCCAUUGGUUUCUGAUCUGAUUCAUUGCUUGUUCUUUUCUCCUUCUUUGGCCACUGCACUGUACUCCCUUUCCUUUCCCUUCCCUACUUUCUUCCUGGGCAGCUCUGCAGAUGUGGCCUCUCCAUAGCCCAAGGCUGGAGCAGAUUUUGGGUUGGCUAAGGCAGGUUUUGGGUGGUCCCCCAAAAAUACAGGCAGUGCUGGGCCUGUAUGUGUCACAGCAGGGAAUGUGUGAAGCUUUGAUCUGCCCUCACCUUAGACCUGAGGGUCUAAGUCUGCAAGAGGCCUAGUGCUCAUCUGCCACAGGAUUUGUAAUGGAUGACAAACUCCCAGGAAGGUCCCGUUCUUGUCCUUCCCUGUCAUUCAGGUCUGAGGUGUUCUGGCUGCUCGAGAGGGGCUGACAUGGUGUGAGCACACACUGCACUUGGCUGCAGCCAGAGCUCCUUCAGCCCUCUGGAGCAUCAAAAACAGAGGGAAAGGAGAAGUUCUGAAGCUGAGGACCUGCACUUCUGCUGGCCUGAAAGAAGCAGCUGUUGUGACAGGGGUGAGGGUGCAGGAAGUGCAAGGAUUGUCCCUUUUGAAUGGGCUGAUCAGGUGUCACUGGGUGACAGAGAACUGCGGGACUUCUGGGCCUCUAAAAUUCACGUUGCGUUCAAUUGACCAUAAAAGGCCUCAAAAUCCUGUGAGAGAUCAGAGCCUUUGGCUUUCCAAAUUCAUGAGUUUGGAUCUACUUUGUACUACAGCUCUGCUCCCUCCUCUGGACAGUAUGUGCUUGGAUAUGCAGUAGUCUGGGAUUCGUGCCCUCUGCUCUUAGAUGUUCUUCAAAUUAAAUAGAUUUUUUUCUGCUGAAAGCAUAACCUGGGUUAAAUAGACUUUGGACUGGCUCUUCCCAUGUCUUUUCUGGUUGUUCCCAUCUUGCAAUUCACAAACAGUUCAGUCACUUUUCCAUUUCUCAGCCCCAGCGCGGCAUCCCAAGCAUGAACGUACAGGUUCUUUCUGUCUGUGUGAUGAUGCUGCAGCACCAAAGCUCCCACCAGGACAAGAGGAAUCUUUAAUCACCUUUCCAACAGUCAAGUCCUGCAUUGUAUCCCUGGUUUUGCCAUGGCUGCUUCAAGCAGCCAAGCUGCUAGGGCAAGCUGAUGAGAACAAGGGUGCCACACAAUUUUGUCUGGUUAAAAAACAACCAACCAACAAGGGAAUAAUUUGGCUUUACUGAGUUUUGAGCAGCCCUUCAUAACCCUGGUGCCUUUUCCCAGGACUCUUUCAACUGAAGCCUUUAAAAGUUGCAGUUUCACCUCCCCAGGAAACCAACUCUCUUCCAGUGGUAGGUGCAGGUUGGCUAUAAGUUUGUGGAGAAACCAAAAUUGUAGGAAGGGAACUCAAAGGUCAGACUACAGGGGAUUUUUAUUUUGGUUUUGGUUUGUUUGGAUUCUGUUACUUCUCCAGGGACUGAUCCAAAGCCCUUGGAAAUCAGACUGAAAUGCCUGCUGUUCCUUUGGAAGCCUCAGGCAUCUUUCUGAUGAUGUUGGCAGGUUUUGAGUCAGCUCCAGAAUGUGUUUUCCAAAUGAUAGGAAUUUUCUAAGUGACACCUUGAUUUCUUCCCUGUACAAACAGACCUGCUUGUCACUUACACAUCUUUACCUGUGUUCAACAUACAGGUUUGGGGUUUUUUUUUGCUCUCAGAAACAAUAUGCUGCUAGACACAUUUCCUGGAGGGAAAUGGACACCUACCUACACACAAAGCUAUCCAGCUAAUUUAUACCUUGUUGAAUUUAUAAUCUUGUCUAUGCUUCUAUGGACACUUUGUAUGGGCUGCAGCUCAAAUCCUAAAAUAGUCAAGAAUUUUUUCCUUUCCCUUAUAGUAUUCUAUUUACUUUGACUUUGAAAACAAAAAAAGCGUAUAAAUGCAAUAAUGCAGGUAGACUAGAAAUACUAGAUUGAAAAUUUAAAGUAGUUUAGCUUGUCCCAUUGUGACUGACAGUGUUGUACGACACCCAACGCUGUACCCUGACAUUUUCCAGGCUUUCUCCGUAGCUGAAUCUAGUAUUAGCUUUGGAAACCCAUUGUGUGAGUGGUGGGUGGAUGGGUCGGAAUCGUGUGCUCUCUACACGCUGUAUGUUACUCACAUCACAAGCUGUAUGGCCACUCCAUAUGCUGUGAAACUGUAAAUGAUUCCCAAAUACACCUGUAACUCUUACCAGGAUUGUGAGAAAUAAACUAUAUAUAGAUAUAUAUACACACA
Corvus hawaiiensis (hawaiian crow) is the source of this 8551-nucleotide messenger RNA. RefSeq names its product cell cycle exit and neuronal differentiation 1 (gene CEND1). Bases 411 to 803 code for a protein of 130 amino acids. The transcript has 3 exons. Gene Ontology annotation, biological process: cerebellar Purkinje cell differentiation; cerebellar granular layer maturation; cerebellum development. Lineage: Eukaryota; Metazoa; Chordata; Aves; Passeriformes; Corvidae. The record is from RefSeq and is a predicted model, not a curated record.